AUGACAAGUGGUGAAAGUGAUACGUUUGAUGAGGACUAUCACAACGCUUUUGAGUCCGAUGUAGCAGUGGGCAGUGGUCGCAGACCGCACAAGAAACGCCGUAUUGCCGCACGCAACCUAAUUCGCCUUCAGGAUGAGAGCGACGAAGAAGAAGAUGAGGUCGACAACUCCGAUGAUCCAGACUUCCACAGUAUUUACGAACAGGCACAACCGGACGCUCCGGCUGCUGAGGCAGCACCAAGUACCUCACACAAUGCGUAUGACGAAAAUUCUACCCCUUUCGUCUCAUCGAGCAGGCAGGUGGCUAUCGACCCAGCUUUAGCACAAUCGUACGCCGACGCGGAAGUGAUCGAUAUUAUCGGACACGGUGAUGGGUCAGAUGCGGAAUCUGAAGAUGAGACUGGACACAGCGCCGAGGCUUCGCCAGAGCUGGGCACUACCCCACAAACGGCCGUUGAGAUCCUUGAUGACGAAGUGCUCCCUCAAGAACGCCGCGAAUACCGAAGAGCUCGCGAUUACAAAUGUCCCAUCUGUUUCGAGCCCCCAGAAAUCGCACUGUUUACUCCCUGUGGCCACAUUUUUUGCAUUGAUUGUCUUUUUCAAAUGAUCAACAGUACGAAGGCAAAUCGAAGGUCGGGCCAGUGCGCUUUGUGCAGAAGAGACGUUGGACUGGGGAAGGUAAAACUACUCAAACUUCGCAAGAAACGAAUUCCGAAGGAUGCUUAG
Lachancea meyersii CBS 8951 is the source of this 726-nucleotide messenger RNA. The record is from the annotation of a GenBank genome assembly. Lineage: Eukaryota; Fungi; Ascomycota; Saccharomycetes; Saccharomycetales; Saccharomycetaceae.